GGACCACAUGGAAGCUGGCAGCAGCACAGUCCUGAUCAUGAAACCUUCCCAGAGUAAGCAGUAAGGCCACCACAUGAAUGAGCCUCUGGGAUGAGCAUUACUGGGAGAGUACAGAUGAAGGCAGUUUCAGAAACUACUCAAUGAGCCCAGAUGGCUUAGUGGGUAGAGGUGCUUUCACACAGGCCUCACGACCUUAGUUUACUACCUGGGUCCCACAAGGGUCAGGAAAGAGUGGCUCAGAGCUUCUUGGUUUCCAGGAAUGAUGGUUGGCGAUGUGAAUGCCACACAGGAUAAACCACCUCUGGAGCAGAACUUGGAAAUCCAACUGAUGUAGAGCCCGUCUGUGGCUGUGUCAAAACAAGGACCUCAGCACCUUGAGGGCGGUGAGACUGUUGUGGUUGGUGUGAGCUAGCCCUGCGCUCAACAACGGACCAAGAUGAUUGGCAUGAUUCCAGUGACCGAGUUUCGCCAGUUCUCCGAGCAGCAGCCUGCCUUCCGGGUGCUGAAGCCAUGGUGGGAUGUGUUCACAGAUUACCUCUCGGUGGCCAUGCUGAUGAUCGGAGUGUUUGGAUGUACAUUACAGGUCAUGCAAGACAGGAUCAUCUGCCUCCCGAAAAGAGUGCAGCCUGAUCAGAACCACUCUUCCCUUUCCAAUGUCUCUCAGGCAGUUAUCAGUACCACGCCACUGCCUCCGCCUAAGCCCUCUCCCACCAACCCCGCCACGGUGGAGAUGAAAGGACUGAAGACAGACCUGGACCUUCAACAGUACAGCUUCAUCAACCAGAUAUGUUACGAGCGAGCCCUCCACUGGUAUGCCAAGUACUUCCCGUACCUUGUGCUCAUCCACACCCUGGUCUUCAUGCUCUGCAGCAAUUUCUGGUUCAAAUUCCCCGGUUCCAGUUCCAAGAUAGAACAUUUCGUCUCCAUCCUGGGGAAGUGCUUUGACUCCCCGUGGACUACACGGGCGCUCUCCGAAGUGUCUGGGGAGGACUCGGAAGAGAAAGAUAACAGGAAGAACAACAUGAGCAGGCCCAACACCAUCCAGUCCGGUCCUGAAGGCAAUCUGGUCAACGCCCAGUCUCUCAAGUCAAUUCCUGAGAAGUUUGUGGUUGACAAAUCCACGGCAGGAGCUCUGGACAAAAAGGAAGGGGAGCAGGCGAAGGCCUUGUUUGAGAAGGUGAAGAAGUUCAGGCUGCACGUGGAAGAAGGUGACAUCCUGUACGCCAUGUACGUCCGGCAGACCGUGCUUAAGGUUAUCAAGUUCCUGAUCAUCAUUGCGUAUAACAGCGCUCUGGUUUCCAAAGUCCAGUUUACAGUGGACUGUAACGUGGACAUCCAGGACAUGACGGGCUAUAAAAACUUUUCUUGCAACCACACCAUGGCUCAUUUGUUCUCUAAGCUAUCCUUCUGUUACCUGUGCUUCGUGAGCAUCUAUGGCUUGACGUGCCUUUAUACCUUGUACUGGCUCUUCUACCGUUCUCUGAAGGAAUAUUCUUUCGAGUAUGUCCGGCAGGAGACUGGAAUCGAUGACAUUCCGGAUGUGAAGAAUGACUUUGCCUUUAUGCUCCAUAUGAUAGACCAAUAUGACCCUCUCUAUUCCAAGAGGUUUGCAGUGUUCCUGUCUGAAGUCAGUGAGAACAAAUUAAAGCAGCUCAAUUUAAAUAAUGAGUGGACCCCCGACAAACUGAGGCAGAAGCUGCAGAUGAACGCCCACAACCGCCUGGAGCUGCCUCUGAUCAUGCUGUCCGGCCUUCCUGACACCGUGUUUGAGAUCACAGAGCUGCAGUCUCUGAAGCUGGAGAUCAUUAAGAACGUCAUGAUACCCGCCACCAUCGCCCAGCUAGACAACCUCCAGGAGCUCUCUCUGCACCAGUGCUCUGUCAAAAUCCACAGCGCAGCGCUCUCUUUCCUGAAGGAAAACCUCAAAGUCCUGAGCGUCAAGUUUGAUGACAUGAGGGAGCUGCCCCCCUGGAUGUACGGCCUCCGAAACCUGGAAGAGCUCUACCUGGUUGGUUCUCUGAGUCACGACAUCUCCAAAAAUGUCACCCUGGAGUCUCUGCGGGAUCUCAAAAGCCUUAAAAUCCUCUCCCUCAAGAGCAACGUCUCCAAAAUCCCUCAGGCCGUGGCGGAUGUGUCCAGUCACCUCCAGAAGAUGUGCAUCCACAAUGACGGCACCAAGCUGGUGAUGCUGAACAACCUGAAGAAGCUGGUCAACCUGACAGAGCUGGAGCUGGUGCACUGUGACCUGGAGCGCAUUCCCCAUGCCGUCUUCAGCCUCCUCAGCCUCCAGGAACUGGACCUGAAGGAAAACAACCUGAAGUCAAUAGAAGAAAUCGUGAGCUUCCAGCACUUGAGGAAGCUCACCGUGCUCAAACUGUGGUACAACAGCAUCACGUACAUCCCAGAGCACAUCAAGAAACUGACCAGCCUGGAGCGACUGUAUUUCAGCCACAACAAGGUAGAGGUGCUGCCUUCCCACCUCUUCCUAUGCAACAAAAUCCGAUACCUGGACUUGUCCUACAACGACAUCCGCUUCAUCCCGCCCGAAAUCGGAGUUCUGCAGAGUUUACACUAUUUCUCCAUCACCUGUAACAAAGUCGAAAGCCUUCCAGACGAACUCUACUUCUGCAAGAAACUUAAAACUUUGAAGAUUGGGAAAAACAGCCUCUCCGUACUUUCACCAAAAAUUGGAAAUUUACUGUUUCUUUCCUACCUAGACAUCAAAGGCAAUCACUUUGAGGUCCUCCCUCCCGAGCUGGGAGACUGCCGGGCUCUGAAGCGAGCUGGGUUAGUUGUGGAAGAGGCUCUGUUUGAGACCCUGCCCUCAGAUGUCCGGGAGCAAAUGAAAGCCGAGUAGCUGAUUUCGCAUCAAAACGUGACUGAAAUACGCUUCUACCAAAUACAGUAUAAAGAGUUAGGUCAUCCUAAUGCCUUUCCUAGAUUAUUUUUGGGUUUUUUUUUUUUUUUUUAGUUUUUUUGUUUUUCACACAAGACAAAAUGUACACAAAGAUUGAGUAAGGAGUAUGUAUUUUUUAAUAAAAAUUUGAUUGUAUUUUUUCAAUAUUAAUAUUUUUAAGUUUUAUUUGUCCUGGAAGCUAAUGCACCUUGUUAUUUCCUACCGAUAGGAAUGGGUGGUUCCUUCUGGCUUUGGGUUUUGUUUUUUUACUUAAGUUCAUUCUUGUGAAAGGAAAGGAAUUGUAGCUCGUGUGCAUUUUGGCAUAUUUUAAAUGGGUUAAGAUAACUUUGCCAACACCAUUUUUACCUUGUUCCUCCUUGUCCAGGUCUCUGUCAGUACCGUCAUCAUGUGUACCAAGGAGUCUGGGCCGGUUGUCCUCAGAUCAGCGGCCUUCUCCCUUGGCCAGUUUUCCACUCCGUAGUUCACAUAAGUGCAAUGUCACAGAGCACCGUCUUGAAAAUUCUCCCUCUUCCAACACUAUCAAUUGUGUUAUUUCCCAAACAACAUUUCCAGUUCGCCUCAGAGGGGCUUUUUAAAUGGGUGAAGAACGCAAUCCCCAGUGGUCACCAUCCCCAUGUUCAUUUAUCAUUUGCUGUUUAACUGAUUUGUAUUUUUACCAACCUCCUAAAAUUUGUCAGUAAAAAUUAAGUACAACCUUCCCCCGACCCCAAUCCACCUCAGUAUUGCCAUGUGGUACUGGUGAGCAACCUUUGGGAAAUUAGAUUCAUUUUAAAAUUCUGGCAGAUAAUUAAAUUUUAAAUCAUAGGAUUAGAAGCCUGUUUUGAGUAAUUUAAUCAUUUUUGAUGUCUUGAUAUGUGGACGCAUCAGAUGGUAAACAGUCUUGCUGCUAAGGCACUCUGUUAAAAAGCUAUUCCAACAGGCCCCGCCCCUUCCCUGGGCCCUGCGCAGCCAUGUUCUGCAGGCCGAUCAGAACAGCCCAGCACAUAUGUAUGUACAGUCAUCCACUUCCCGCAAGCCUGCCCUUGAUGCAGAUGCUAGGGACACAAGCAUGGGAUCUCCUCAGCUCUCUGCUUAAAAUCGCAUCUCCCUGAAGUCAGGCCUUUCCCUUCCCAGAUGUGUGACUCUCCUGGGAGUGCUGUCACUCAGCAAUAAUCCCUGCCUGGUGGCCGGCAGAGCUUUCCCUUUACCUUUAUCUUCCUAAAAUCCAGACUUAAGACAGAGCUGUCGGGGUGUAGCUCAGUGACGAAGAGUUGGUCCAGCAGCAUGCCCCAAAGCCUGAGCUUAGUCAUCUGGCACUACAAAACAAACAACCGGGCGAUGCUCAUUAUUUUGAGCGGAUGAGGAAUGAAGGACGGAUCUGUGAGACGGGCCAGCCAUGUUGAGCAAGAGCUUCUGUUUUCCCUUUAAAGUUUCAGUCAUGAAACUUUUUUUUUUUUUUUUACUGUUAUGGCUAUACUUCUUAUACGAAGAAAUAUUCAAUUUUAGUAUAUGGUGGUCCUGAGUAUAAGUGAUGUAUCAUGUUCAGAAACAGCUUUGUCUUAAAGAAGGAAUGUAUGGGCAGAUUGUCUGUUAUUGAGCAUGAGUAACCUGUUGUGGAAAGGUAAACCGAGUCAGUGAAUGCACUGUCUUGAUUGUUAAAAUUUAUAGUAAUUUUCAGCAUCACCCUUCAAAGGGAAUCUAUUCAGGUUAAAUACCAUAUUUAUGCUGAAGUCUCUAUGUGGCAUUAACUGAAAAUCCCAUGUGAGUUCAUAACUAAGUCACCAAUAAUUCAAUUUUAUCAAGCUUCCAAAAUAAUUUGAUUUAUUUUUGUAAUGAUUCUGCAGGCUGAGUCCCAACCUAAGUUGUAAAUAACAUCCAAUAAAUCAGUAUAAUUCUGUGACUUUAUGUUUUAACCAAGAGUAAAAAUUCAUAGAUCUUUCUAUUAGAUUUUAUAAAACUUCCAAAGCCUCAAACUUAACUUUGAAGACUUUAAAUUUUCUGAUUCUUAUCCUUUUUAAUACAGUAAGUUUUUGUUCACAUUCUUGAGUAAGAUGUGUCCGGUCACUAUUUAGCCUUCCAAUGGAAAACUCAGGUACCUGAGCUGCUGACUUUUCUAAUGUUCUUCGAUCCAACUCAGUGCAUAGAGGCUGUUUGCCUCGUCCAUCACUCUGUUUUCCAAGUGCUCUUCCUGAGGAGGACCAGCCAGCUCUUUGUCCAACCUCUGGUUCACAGCAAACUGCUGUGUCCAUCACAAAUGUGCCAUCUGUAUUCUUAACUCCAGGGGCAGCGUCAGGCUCAAGGUGGGCAAUGAAGUCCAGCAAUGGAGUGCAGAACAAACAGCUGUCUGGUGGUUGUCUGGCUGCAAGGUCCUAACAGAGCCCCACCUAAGGGGCUGGCAGGAUGGGUUUGUGGGUAAAAGGGCACUUGCCACCCAGACUAAGGACCUGAGUUUGACUCCCAGGAUCCACACCGUGGGAGGAGAGAACCAGCUCCCAUAAGUUGUGCUCUGGCCUCCACAGAGGUGCUAUGGCAUGAGCACCUACACAAAUCCACACACUAAUUAACGUAAUUGUUUUCCAUCACAAACACCUAAGAAGGAAACACCUCAGGAGAGCAUUGUGUUUUCUUGUUACAGGAUUUGGUCUGGUUUUGGAUAUCAAAACUCUUGAUGAGAUAAAAAUCCGGUGUCUACACAUGUAGGUUCUUCACGUUGCCCACCCAGCUCUUCCCUGCUGUUAUAAUGAAAUCUGACAAUCCCCAUGGCAUCUUGAGCCUGCUUUUCCAGGCAGCUUGGGAAAUGUUCUUGCCCCACGGACUCUGUUCAUUUUGAUUGUACGUCCUGCUUCAGAAGGGUCUGAAACAACCCGGACUCCUUUUUUGGGUUUCUUGGAACAAAAGAAGUCCAGUUUUUUACAGUAUGCUAGUUUAUGGUUUCAAUUUAUCUCACUCUAAUCCAAUUUCAUACCAAAAGCCCGAUCAACAGUAUUGGCAUUUCAACAGUGACAUUUAUGGCUCACAGAUACAAAAUCCGUUAGCAUUACUCUUGCAAAUAACAUAAAUGUGGAUGUAAUUUCAGCUUCUUGGAGCAUAAGACUACAUUACUGUUGUCCUGUGACCCCUGAAUGAGAUGGUGCUGAAUAGUUUACACUGGGCCAGAAUCUCAAAAACAGGGCCACACUCAAGUGAGCAAAAUGGCAUGGUGACCAGGAAGAGACUUUCUGGAAGGGACUGUGUGAUGUCUGCAUCGUGUCUGCUUAGAGACAAAGUAAGAAAACUCAGACAGUGUUACCUAGAGCCGCCGUGAGUUUUCGGAUUUAACUCCUGACCUUCUAAUAAUUUGGUAUCAGCCUUCCAAACAAGUAUCCAUCCCCCAUUCCCCUGUCCCAAAGUCGCCCACUAAUAAGAUGGCAUCUUCAUGUUUAAGGGAGAGAGAAGAGAGUCUCUCUCUGCCCCCGAGGAAUUAUUUGUUAAUCAGAGGGAUUAUAUAAUAUGUGCAGCUUAACUUGUUCACCAAAUAGCAGCCACUAUGUAUUUAGGGUUUGGUGUCUGAGCCAGGGCCUUGCUUUGUAGCCCAGGCUGACCUUGAACUUGAGAAUCUCGUGCCUCACCUUCCAGGGCACUGGAUUGCAGGUGUUCACCCCUGACCUGAAUGGCUCCUAAUGUAUUUGUUUGCAUCUCUGUCAUCCCACCAUGCUACUCUUUGGGGUUGACACUCCACGCCUUAUGUGCUUGCUCAGUGUUCUGCAUUUGUUUACAAUGUUCCCGUGCAUUCAGACUGUCCAGUGCUGGAAAACUUCUUGGACUGUCAAGAAAAAGGACUGAGAGUUGAUUUGUCAUAAUACAUGUUCAUGAAAGGAAACGUCUUAAUGUUAUUUGGCUAUGUAGUGUAUAGGAACAAAAAUAAAGUCAUUUUUGUAACUUAA
Messenger RNA from Peromyscus maniculatus bairdii (prairie deer mouse), 6819 nucleotides. Lineage: Eukaryota; Metazoa; Chordata; Mammalia; Rodentia; Cricetidae. The record is from RefSeq and is a predicted model, not a curated record.